Molecule: messenger RNA, 684 nt
Organism: Vanderwaltozyma polyspora DSM 70294
Lineage: Eukaryota; Fungi; Ascomycota; Saccharomycetes; Saccharomycetales; Saccharomycetaceae
Gene: SOD2
Product: superoxide dismutase SOD2
Exons: 1
Coding region: 1-684 (227 amino acids)
Biological process (GO): superoxide metabolic process
Cellular component (GO): mitochondrion
Molecular function (GO): superoxide dismutase activity; metal ion binding
Source: RefSeq, a predicted model, not a curated record
AUGUUUGCUAGAUCAGUUGGUAAGAAUGUUUUAAACAGAAGUUCUGUUUUCAAAAGAACUAAAGUAACUUUACCAAAGUUAGAAUGGGAUUUUGCUGCUUUAGAACCAUUCAUUUCUGGAAAGAUUAACGAAUUGCAUUACAGCAAGCACCAUCAAACCUAUGUCAACGGAUUUAACACAGCAACUGAACAAAUGCAAGAAUUACAAUUGCAAUUGUCUAAACAACCUGAAAAUUUAAGUAUUGCAAGUAAGAUUAUUGGUGUUCAACAAAACAUCAAGUUCCAUGGUGGUGGGUUUAAGAAUCAUUGUUUGUUCUGGGCUAAUCUAUCCCCACAAAGUGCUGUUGGUGGUCAACCACCAACUGGUGCCUUGGCUGCUCAAAUCGAGAAACAGUAUGGCUCAUUAGAAAACUUGGUCAAGAUAUCCAACGAUAAAUUGUUAGGUAUUCAAGGUUCUGGUUGGAUCUUUAUUGUAAAAAAUGUCGCCAAUGGUGGUACCAUUGAUGUUGUUCAAACCUAUAAUCAAGAUACUAUCACUGAUGGUAACAUCAUUCCUUUAGUUGCCGUUGAUGCCUGGGAACAUGCUUACUACUUACAAUAUGAAAACAGAAAGGGUGAAUAUUUCAAUGCUAUUUGGAAUGUCAUCAAUUGGGAAGAAGCUGGUAGAAGAUACGAUUCUGCCUAA